This is a messenger RNA of Rhodotorula toruloides NP11, 1134 nucleotides long. RefSeq lists its product as uncharacterized. The record is from RefSeq and is a predicted model, not a curated record. The transcript has 3 exons. The coding region runs from base 1 to 1134 and encodes 377 amino acids. Lineage: Eukaryota; Fungi; Basidiomycota; Microbotryomycetes; Sporidiobolales; Sporidiobolaceae.
AUGCCAGCCACUCUCCCGCUCGAACUCGUUCAUGCAAUUCUCCGCGCCUACAUCCAGCGCGACUUCUUCGACGAGGAUUGGUCGCCCUACCACCACCGGAUUGCACCGCUCUGCCUCGUCUGCAAGGACUUCAAGUACGUCGUUCAGCCUGUCCUCUGGUCGCACUUGCGCCUCAGCAGCUACCAGCAACUCGAGAAGCUCGGCGCGCCUGAGACUGGCACCUCCCACCUCUUCCAGCACGUCGAGGAGUUGGCAGGACUCGACUGCCGGCGCACCGCGCACUUCCGCUUUGAGCAACAAGCCUUUGAUAUCCUCGGUAUGGUCGCACCGAGCUUGCAGCACAUCACCUUGCGCACUUUCGGCGGGACUUAUGCCUUCGUCCACAAAGUCAGCUCAUUUGCAGCCAACCUGCAGAUCUUAUCGCUCGUCCGCGUGAGCGUUUGUGACUGGAUCAUGGCGAAGCUCCUCCACAAGGAUUGCACUCCGCGUCUACGGCGCCUCUACCUCGCAGAACUCCUGGACACCGACGAGCCCGAAGAUAUGUUUGCCGAGUCCUUCCUUCCGCUCCAAGAUCUCGACCUGCGCCGCGUCAAGACUGUCCAGCUCAAACCGCAGAGCGUUGAGCUGCUUCCCUCGGCUUUGUACCACCCGGACGGCCCAUUCGACAACAAGGCGGACGUCCUCCUCUCUUGGACGGCGCAAAGCGGCUACCAGCUUUCGGGGCCCUUCGAGCUCCCUCGCUUUUUCCAACUCCACAUUUUGCACUGGAUGCUCGAAGCCCCGACGUCGCAAUUCACCGAGGCGAUCAGAAGCGUGCUCGACGUCGUUUGGGGCGAAGAGGUCGAGCGCGGCCUCCGCACCCUCUUCGACGUGUGCAUCGACGCGGGUGUCUCGAUCUACUUCUACGACGACAGCUCCGAAGAGUCGUCCCUUCACAUGUCGGACGCCUUCCUCCGCUUCAUCGACAACCCUUUGAUGCCGGACGAGAACCCUCUCAAGGUUGAGUGGGAACGCCGGACGCACGAAGUGCGGCCAUGGACGGACGACGGGACGUUGUGGGACUUGGCAAAGGGCUUUGACGAGGAAAGCGAGUCGGGCAAAGAGGAUGGGCUGGGCAACGAUGACGUCCCGUAG